GGUGCGCGCUGUUAGGCCCUGCAGCCUCGUGAGACUGUGAAGCUUCGUGGGCUGGGGCCGCAGGGCCCCGGGGCGGCGCCCUCGCCGAAACCAUGGCUCGAAAUGCAGAAAAGGCCAUGACGGCCUUAGCAAGGUUUCGCCAAGCCCAGCUGGAAGAGGGAAAAGUGAAGGAACGAAGGCCCUUUCUUGCUUCGGAAUGUACAGAGCUGCCCAAGGCUGAGAAGUGGAGACGGCAGAUCAUUGGAGAGAUCUCUAAAAAAGUGGCACAGAUUCAGAAUGCUGGUUUAGGCGAAUUCCGAAUUCGUGACCUGAAUGAUGAAAUUAACAAGCUGCUGAGAGAGAAAGGACACUGGGAGGUCCGGGUGAAGGAGUUGGGUGGUCCUGAUUAUGGGAAAGUUGGCCCUAAAAUGCUGGAUCAUGAAGGGAAAGAAGUCCCGGGAAACCGAGGUUAUAAGUACUUUGGAGCAGCAAAAGAUUUGCCUGGUGUUAGAGAGUUGUUUGAAAAAGAACCUCUCCCUCCUCCCAGGAAGACACGUGCUGAGCUCAUGAAAGCGAUCGAUUUUGAGUACUAUGGUUACCUGGAUGAAGACGAUGGAGUUAUUGUGCCUUUGGAACAGGAAUACGAAAAGAAACUCAGAGCCGAGCUGGUAGAGAAGUGGAAGGCAGAGAAGGAGGCCCGGCUGGCAAGAGGAGAAAAAGAAGAGGAGGAGGAAGAGGAGGAAGAGAUCAACAUCUAUGCUGUCACCGAGGAGGAGUCUGACGAGGAAGGCAGCCAGGAGAAGGGAGGGGAGGAUGGGCAGCAGAAGUUCAUUGCUCACGUCCCAGUGCCGUCGCAACAGGAGAUUGAGGAGGCGCUCGUGCGAAGGAAGAAGAUGGAGCUCCUGCAGAAGUACGCGAGUGAGACUCUGCAGGCACAGAGCGAAGAAGCCAAAAGGCUCCUGGGAUAUUAGGGCAAGCAGAGCUCUGUUUGCAGUUGAAAGAUCUGGGAGUCCUGGCACCCCCACAGAGCCGCUGCCCACACGGCCACUGCAGAGGGCUGCAGGAAGCCACCAUGCAUUUGACGCCUCCUGCUCCCUUCUCCCCCCCCUCAUUCCUCUCUUACCUCUUCUUACCUGGCAUGUUGCUAUGGAGGUGGGGCUGUAUGCCCUGCUUCGCUGGUGGCUGGCUAGGUGCCGAACACUUCAGCCCUCACCUUUGUACAAAUAUUUGCUACUGUAUGCAUCCAUUGUUUAUAUCGUCAAGUGUUUCACCAUGUAGUGUGAUGUGGGGAGCAGGAUCAGUUUGUGGCCAGCAUUAAAAUAUGUGAUUUUCCUAAAAAGACAUAUUUUCUCUUGAGGAAGAAAACAGUGUCAGCCCUGUACCUGCAUCCAGUGGGCCGACAGCAAGAGCCACCCCUUGGGCCAGCUCUCCAUGUAUGCGCUCUGCCUGCUGCCCCCUCCUACCUGGAGGGGGGCAGGAGUUUGAGUUUGCUACCUUUGUUUUAUAACCUGUUCUGCACAGAGCUAUUUUUAUUAAAGACUUUUGUAAGAAAGGAAAGCCUCCAUGCCUGCAGCUUGUGCCCUCGGCUGUAACGUGGGGGAGGGGGCUGGUUGUUGAGGUCAUUGAAGGGCACUGGAGUGUCCAGGACAGUACUGGAUCCCAGGCUGCAUGUGGGAGCUGAGGUGGACCAGAGCAUCCCACUGUGGGCUUUGUGGUUACAGCCAUAGACAAGGGCAUUUAGUAGCUGGUGUGAAAGCAUAGUGACACGCGAGUUGAGUCCAAAGUCUCACCCUGAUCUAGGUUUUCCUACUAGGGAUCAGCAGAGGCGCAGCCCCAAUCAACAGUGGGGUCUGGCCUACCUGCUCUGCAGUCAUGGUGGUGUCUGGGAGCUCGGUGUAGGGCCACAUUGCUGUCCUUUGGGCCUGAGGCUCCAGCUCAGGCUCUUUGGGAAUGGGAGUUCCUGGCUUCCAGAACUCAUCAUGUGGCUAGUGGUUGGGCUCUUGCAGGGUCUCUGGGACCUGUGACUGUGAGAAGCAUAGUCGGGGAUAGCAGGGCCACAUGAGGCUAAUGGUACUGGUGCAUGUUGGGUAAGCAGGUCCGGUAGCUAGAGGUACUAGAGGCUUGAGGGCUGUGGGAAACCUGGAGGGUUCUGAGAGGACAGACCCCGAUCAGUGGCGGACCAAUUUUCCAAAGCUCCCUGUGACCACAUCGUGGAAACUGAAGCAGAGCUAGGACAGGCGGAGGCUGGGACAGAGCCCUAGGCAGCAGCUGGUGGGCUAGGUAGGGGUGGGAUUGGCCACAGGGAAGAUAACGUCAAGGCCAGAACCCCCUACAUUCUGAGUUUCCUGGGGGAAGGACUGGCAGGGUCUCCCCUUCAGCUUAGCCCCAGGGUGAAUGUGUACAGGGAGGAAGGGGUAGGGACCCAGGCAGGGGCUUAGGUGGCUGCCAGGAGCCAGGCAGGGCAGACUCUGCCCUGGGACGCAGCACCCAGCCCAGGACAGGCUCAGGUUGGGGUUCGGCAGUGAACGUGGGGGCUUGGGGCGAGUCCCUUCUGGACCUCAGCCUCAGCUUCCCUGUUUUAAAGGACAGCACUGGAGCCGUGCCCUCUGGGUUUGCCCUGGAGUCUUGGCAGUCCUGUGGUCUGGGCAGAGGUGUUGGGGGCUGGCCCAGGCUGGAGCCUGCCAUGGGGUUCAGGUGGCUGAGUGAGGCUUCCUUCCAGGGGCUCACAGUGUCGCCUCCCUGGGCUGGGAGGAGAGCAGGAAGUGCAGCCAUGAGGGUCCCUGCUCCCUGGGAAGAUGGUUGGGGCCUGGCGCUGAGGGGUCCAGCCCAUCGCUGUGCUGAGCCCCCACCCCCAGGGUCUCAGCAGGGCUCUGGAUGCAGGAGGGACUGCAGUGCAGUUAGGACGCCACAUUUGAGUAUACAGAAUCAGAACAGAGCAGCACCAGGCCGGCAGUCCUAUAGCUGUACCUGGCAGAGGCCCCAGCAGGGCCUGGUGCUGAGGGCAGCUCUCAGGAGGGCUCCUGCCCCACCACGCCUGGAGACAGUGAGGAAGCCUGUGGGCGGAUGUGAGCACUCAGGAGAUGUGGGUGUGGUCAUGGCCCAGUUCAUUGCUCAGGGGUGACAGAACCAAUCUCAGUAGCCUUUGGUUAACAAAAUCUGUUUAAUGGUUACACUAGCUUUGGCUCUGCCUGCAGUUUCUAAAAGGAGCAUUUUCCAUAGACACGUUUCCAACCACUUCUCUCUUCGCUACCCCACCUGGCCUCCUGUGACCUUGAAACACACAGCUGCCUCCUGUUUUGCCUUGAGACCAACCCCACCAGCCCCACCCAGGCUUCUGUCUGCCCUCGCCUGGCCUCUCCUCCCCUUGCAUCCCAGCCCCUCUCUGUGUUGCUGCUCUCAGGCAAUGUAUACACCAGGAAGAGGUGUCACGUUCCUCCUCUUGCCCCUGCCACGCCCACCCUGCUUUCUGGACCCAUGCUCACAGCUCUGUUCUAGAGAACAGGGCAAUGGCAUGUCGCAGCCUCUGGAGCCCUGGAGAGGAUGUGGGGGUCGGGGAGUUUCCACCUGCUCACUCAGACCCUCCUGAAGGGACUUCAGACCUGACCCACCCUAGACCCCUUGACCAACAAGCAAGCAGGGCUUCCAUGUCUGUCCCCUGUGCUCCACUGCCAUGCAGGCAUAGGGACAGGUUUGUUUUUGUUUUUGUUUUCUUUUCUUUUUUUGACAGGUAGAGUUAGAGACAGAAAUAGAGAGAAAGGUCUUCCUUCCGUUGGUUCACACCCCAUGUGGCUGCUACGGCCAGCGCGCUGCGCCGAUCCAAAGCCAGGAGCCAGGUGCUUCCUCCUUGUCUCCCAUGCGGGUGCAGGUCCCAAACACUUGGGCCAUCCUCCACUGCCUUCUGGGCCACAGCAGAGAGCUGGACUGGAAGAGGAGCAACAGGGACAGGAUCCAGCGCCUCAACCAGGACUAGAACCUGGGGUGCUAGCGCCGCAGGCAGAGGAUUAGCCUAGUGAGCCGCGGCUCUGGCCAAGGGACAGUUCUAAGGACAGCACUGGGCUGUGCUCAGUUACUGCACCAGUUACUUCUCUGCCCACUGCAGGACCUUAAGCAAGUCCGUGUAGAUUCUGAGCUGGGGUUUUCUCUUCAAUCUGCAUGCUAGGGAGGGCAGAGCUGUCCACAGACCCGUGGCUGGGCCGUGAUAGGGAUUCUGGGAAAGAUUGGCAUGUUGUGGGGCGGGCCCAGGAAAUCAAGUGAUGGGAGCAGAUGAUGUUAGCAAGGAGGGUCAGGCUUUGAACAUGGCAUUCCUGAGGUCUGGGGCUGUCACUGAAGUUUGAGAUCACUUGUAGCAGGCAGACUUGGUUAGAGUAAGGAGCCUGUGGGAUGAACUAGAUACUGUGACCAGGAGGAAGCUGGGCCUAAUCUUGGAGUAGCAGUGGACGCUGGGAGGGCACGGUAGCAUUGCCAGAGAUUGCAGUAGGGGAGAGGAAAGACAAGUGACCCCCAUUUUUGAGUCAAAGCCUACAGUAUGAGACUAGCACCGUUAACAGACACGUCAAGGGUGGAGGGUUCAUUUGGCUCUUGUGUUGGAUGUUUUAGGAUUCUGAGAGGGGGACAGUGAGGGAGCCUUUGAGCCCCUCAGCCGGCACCAGCCCAGAGCACCUACGUCUACAGCUGCUGCAGCAAAAUCUCACCUUUCUCCCACUUUUCAUUUCCUGCCGUUUUGCAGCAAACACACUUGGCCAGACGGUCUUUGUGGUGUUUUUCACUUGUAUUUCUGAUUGGGGAUGCAUUUUUAGCACUAGCUGUGCCACCAUCAGGUAAAGAAAAUUGGGAUGAGAUUGUUGUAUGCUAUAUUUGAACACUUGUGACUGUAGCAGACAUACAUACAUAUGCACAUCAAUCAAUCAAUCAAUCAAAGGGGGGCAGGAAAAGGGAUAAGCUGCAUAAUUGUUCCUCUCACUACUUGGAGAAGUUCUGAACACUGAUUCCCAGAUACCUGUAGGUUUAUCAUCCACGGUGCCACCGUGUGGCAGUGACUCAGACAUUUAAAAUUCAUUCAGCCUACCCUUCACCCACUUUAAGGAUGCUGAUUCUUGACCCAGUUUUAAAAAUUUGUGUUCUGGGGGCCGGUGCUGUGGCAUUGGUGGGUAAAGCCGCCACCUGCAGUGCCAGCAUCCCAUAUAGACACUGGUUCGAGUCCUGGCUGCUCCACUUCCAGUCUAGCUCUCUGCUAUGGCCUGGGAAAGCAGUAGAAGUAAGUCCUUGGGCCCCUGCACCCAUGUGGGAGACCUGGAAGAAGCUCCUAGCUCCUGACUUCGGAUCAGCUUAGCUCCAGCUGUUGGUGCCAACUGGGGAGUGAACCAGUGGAUGGAAGACCUCUUUCUCUCUCUCUCUGCCUCUCCUCUCUGUGUAAAU
This is a messenger RNA of Lepus europaeus (European hare), 5394 nucleotides long. It is a transcript of the gene ISY1, whose product is annotated as ISY1 splicing factor homolog. Gene Ontology annotation, biological process: mRNA 3'-splice site recognition; generation of catalytic spliceosome for second transesterification step. Gene Ontology annotation, cellular component: post-mRNA release spliceosomal complex; catalytic step 2 spliceosome; post-spliceosomal complex. Bases 93 to 950 code for a protein of 285 amino acids. The record is from RefSeq and is a predicted model, not a curated record. The transcript has 11 exons. NCBI's taxonomy places the organism in Eukaryota, Metazoa, Chordata, Mammalia, Lagomorpha, Leporidae.